This is a messenger RNA of Rubroshorea leprosula, 412 nucleotides long. The record is from the annotation of a GenBank genome assembly. Lineage: Eukaryota; Viridiplantae; Streptophyta; Magnoliopsida; Malvales; Dipterocarpaceae.
AUUUUUAGGGUUUUGGAGAACUUCUCCUGAGACAGAGAGGGAGGGUUUUGGCUUCUAAGUCCUAAGUCCUAAUUCCACAGUAUCAUCGAAAUUCAUCCUCCUCCAAUGGAUCCAUCAGCCCUUAGUUCCCCUGAAAUGCAGCAAUUCCUUAACCAAGAGAAGGAAAGGGCUAUGCUCAAUGAAAUGGUCUCGAAGCUUACAGUCAAAUGCUGGGACAAAUGUAUCACUGGUACCCCUGGGAGCAAAUUCAGCUCAAGUGAAUCAGCUUGUCUUUCCAAUUGUGCUCAACGUUACAUGGAUAUGAACCUCAUUAUCAUGAAACGCUUUCAGUCCAUGCAGUGAAUUUCAAGGAACACUAGCAUUCUGUCUAUGGUCACAGAAUGUGACCCCUUUUUCGUUCCUAGUUAUCUUU